This is a messenger RNA of Helianthus annuus (common sunflower), 582 nucleotides long. RefSeq lists its product as uncharacterized. The transcript has a single exon. The record is from RefSeq and is a predicted model, not a curated record. Lineage: Eukaryota; Viridiplantae; Streptophyta; Magnoliopsida; Asterales; Asteraceae. The coding region runs from base 1 to 582 and encodes 193 amino acids.
AUGGGCGACAAACAUGACACCACCAACACCUCCACACAAUCUGCUCCCUUACAUCCAGUUUAUACUGUUACUGAUAUCACCAAGAAGGUCCCUGUCCUGGAUGGUACUACGGUCACGUACUCCGCGUGGGUGAAGCUCUUUAACCUUCAUGCUCGCGGAUACGAGGUCCUAGACCACAUCACCGCUGAACCACCGUCUAAAGACGAUCCCACCUACGCUCAAUGGAUGAAGAUUGAUGUUGUCGUACUUCAGUGGAUAUACAACACGUUAUCCGCUAACUAUCUCCUUCGGGUCCUUGAAGAACCAUCUACGACUCUCCAAGCUUGGAAUCGGGUCAAGAACAUCUUUCAUAACAACAAAGGUCCUCGUUGUGCCGCCCUUCAAUCUCGGUUUGUGAACCUGAAACUCAGUUCUAUGUCUUCGUUGGAAGCCUACUGCCAAACCCUUCGGGAUUUGGCAGCCCAGUUAGACGAUGUGGGCAGCCCGGUUAACGAACAAACUUUAGUUCUGCAACUUGUUCGGGGUCUGCCUCGGGAGUAUGACACCAUCGGUUCUAUCAUUAAUCGUGAACUUCCCUCCUGA